Planococcus citri (citrus mealybug) is the source of this 3178-nucleotide messenger RNA. RefSeq lists its product as uncharacterized. Lineage: Eukaryota; Metazoa; Arthropoda; Insecta; Hemiptera; Pseudococcidae. The record is from RefSeq and is a predicted model, not a curated record. The transcript is spliced from 2 exons. Gene Ontology annotation, molecular function: nucleic acid binding; RNA-DNA hybrid ribonuclease activity. The coding region runs from base 63 to 2033 and encodes 656 amino acids. Gene Ontology annotation, biological process: DNA replication, removal of RNA primer; DNA integration.
CGGAUGUCAUUUCUGCGGACCUGUGUGGACCAAUAGCGAACGAGUACGGAGAGCCCAAGUAUAUGUUUGUCGCAAAGUGCGUAUUUACGUCGAAAGUGUGGAUUAUUCCACUGGAGUCAAUUCCAGCUGAGACAGUAGUGCACGCGAUGGAAACUGUGCUAAAUGAUAUAGAGAAGCUGGGCCACAAAGUUCGCAAAGUAAUUACAGACAAUGGCAGCCAAUUUAGGAGUGAGGCGUGGAACGAGAUGCUCACCGCAAAUGGUAUAAAAAUAGGCCAUACUACAACUUACAACCCUCAGUCUUCUCUGGUUGAGCGCACAAUGCGCAUAAUUGGAGAUAGGCUGAGAGCAAAGUUGAACGAUGAGCCCGAGAAUGACGAGUAUACUCACCACGGUUGGCACGUGCAUGUUAAGAAAAUAGAGUCUGAAAUAAACAAUACCCCUACUGAAUUUGGCAUAAAACCGAAUGAGGUAUGGGGCAUCGAAGAUGAGUUUUCUGCCAACAUGCCAACCAAAUUGGCUAAGUUAAAUUCUAAGUACCUGCUCAAGAAGCUGCAGCAGGACCAAAUCGAGAAAAAUCCUAAAUCUGUGACUACCGAGACGCUCAUGGAAAAGCCUAUGGAGCUCUCAAACCUGAUACGUGACGAAGAUGGUUAUUACUGGGCAGCCGUUGAUGGAGCUUGCUCAAACAACGGUUCCAGUGAUGCCAUAGCAGGUAUAGGGGUGGCUUGGACUCCUACUGGAGAAUUUAAUAUAUCCGAAAGAGUAGACCACCCUAGGUACCGGAAUACCAAUAAUUUGGCCGAGGCGAUAGCUCUGUGCAAAGCUAUGAAAGUGAUGCUCAAACUAGGUGCAAAUAGAGGAAAAAUAUUUUCGGAUUCAUGCUAUUUAACAACAGCAAUAAAUUAUAAUGUAGAGAAAUGGAAGAUCAAUAACUGGAAGAAUGCUAGUAAAAAACCAGUUGUGCACCGAGAAAUUUUUCAAGAAAUUUUAGAAUUGAAAGAAAAGUUUGAGAAGUUUGAGUUAAAGCACACACCUGCGAGAAGCUUUGAUCGUAACAACCACGCCGCUGAUAAGCUAGCGCGUAAGGCGGUGUAUACACAAGAGUUGGUAGACCUGCGAGUUGAUGAAAUGACCGAGCAGCAGGCGUUAAUUUCAUUUAUUCGAGAAAAGAGAAAGCUACAAAGAUCAAGAGAUGAAGUAGCAUUUUAUAAAAUUAAGGGAGACCCCAUUUGUUACGAGGAGGGGGAAUUAGUUAUGCUUACGGAACACAGACAGAGCUCAUAUGAUAAAGGAGUCUCGAAAAAAUUGUUUCCUAAGCGUUUUGGGCCUUACAUGGUCAUGAAGCAUGUCGGAGAUAAUGCAUACAGAGUAAGAAGCAUAGCUAACGAGUCUGAUGAGCAAAUUGUCAAUGCUAGGCAAAUGACAACUUAUUUGAAUUUAGAACAACAAGAGAAGCUCAAAAAUGAUCCGAAAUUAAAGUCAAAGACAGACUCAAGGCCCUUAAUUGAAAAAAUUAAAGAGAAAGUAACGCCGAAAGAGAUAGAAAGGCCAGAAAUUGACGAGGAGGUCGAAGAGGAGGUCAUUGACCCUAAAAUACACGAUCAAGUAGCAGAAAGAGCAGCUAGGCUAUUGGCUAGAGAAUUGCGAAAGAAAGAGCUAGAACAAGCUGAGGAAAAGAGAGGAAAGAAACUGCAAGAAUUCCAGAAACUCAAAAAGCAUGCGAGACGCAAGUUAGAUGAUAAAGAAAACGAGAAGAUUGCUACGUGCAUUAAAAAAGCCGUUGGUUUGACAAUAAAGGCUGGAGAAAUACUUGCGAACGCGGAAAAGAAAGAUAAAGAUAGAAAAAGAACGAAAAAGUUGAAGCCAGGUGAAAAAGCACCUGGAUCAGACGAUCCGGAUUAUGUACCACCUACAAGCACGAAAAGAAGAAAAAAGAAAACAGUAAAUUUUAUAGCUCUGGAAAAAUUAGAAUCUCAUCACCGUGUGAUGUUCGUAGAGUUGUACAUGAAUUACGAGGACGUGCUGAAAUAAAAAGAGAAAAAGAGUAGCUGGAAUUCGAGGUACUGGUUGGUGCCUAAAUUUUAAUCUGUAAAUAAUUUUUUUGUAUUAGUUUUAAAUCUUAUUUUAUUCAAAUUACUCGUAGCAAUAUUUUAACCUAGUUUUAAAAAACCAAAAAGAGCAAGCCAUCGAAAGUAAAAGCAAGUUCUAUCCGAGUAGCAUACGAGCUGUAUGAAGAGAAGUAGUACUAGCGAGUAGGCGGGGGGUAGAAUGGGACGAAUGCAACGAGAACGAAAACGAGCGGCUCCCCGCAACCUGUAGUUACGAAGCAGAGAGUAGUCUGCACGUUAGCGAGUAGGCGGGGGGUGGUAAAGAGUCGCACGCAUCAGCUGAUAAAACUAGAUCGGUUGAAACGAACCAACGAACGAGAAAAGUAAUGCCAAGGACGUUGCAGUUUUGAUGUAUUAUUGAUGCGUGCGAUGUAAUAACGUGAAUGUUUGUUGAAAGUUUGCAAUAAAGUGCGUAAUUGUAAAAGUUGGAAUUUUGGUGCUUUCGUGGUGAAUUUUGCGCUAAUUGGUGACCGUAAAAGCUCACGUACGCGAGUAUAUAUGCGAAAUCGGUUAAUUUGGUGUAAAAAGUAAAAAAUCGGGUAAUUUAUUUGAGAAGUGAACAGUUUGCUGCAUGUUUGUUUCGGUAAGGUCUAACAAAGAAACCUAAAAUCAAAAUGGCGUAAGUCUAUUGAAUAUGGUUUUUAAUUCGCUCGUGUUGUAUUUUUCCGUUAGAAAAGUGAAUAAAAAUUCGAAACGUGUUGAUAAGAAGAAAAAUUCCAGUAAAAGAGUAGCUCCUCGUGUAUUUCGACUGGCCGAAGAAGCUACCGGCUAUACGAGAAGCGACGUGGUUGUUUCUCAUAUUUCAACGAGUUGGAAGAACGAUAGUAGUCAAGUUGUGGCAUGAAAUUUUUUGACGAAGUUUUGUUUCAUUACGAAAGGUAAGCGAAAUGCAAAGAGUAAAUUAUCGUAUAUUUGAACAUAGUGCUAAUUGGAAGUACGUGUAAUUAAAAAGUGAACUACGAGUAGCCUAUUGAGAUGUUCGUUACCUGUUGCAGCUGAUUAGUUGGACGUUCGUGUGUUGAAUAUUCGUUUGACGAGAAUUCUAUCGACGCUGAGAUUAGGUAAGCU